GUCGUUUUGAUACAUAUGUGUUUUGAAUCAGUUCGUUACCAUUUGGUCGUAAUUUUGUUUUACCCAUUGCCCGAAUUGUAUAUCAGUGAGUGAGGUCAGCGAUAAUUUUUGUAUUUCCUGUAUGUGGUUGCUAAUAAGCUAGCAAACUACGCAAGUGCUAACUAUAUGAAUUUUGUACCUUCGAGGCUUAUAUGAACGCAAAUAGUGCAUAUUAUGGGGCUGACAUGUGCGAAAGUUUUGAGGAAUAAAGUCUUGUUGACUAACAGUUGGCGUGUAAAUCGACAGUUGUCUUUAGCAAAACUAGAAACGUUCUAGAAACGACGGCGCAGCCAGAUUUUUAGCGCGUGCCCGGAUGUGGCGGGAUGCUAUUGGGGUAUUCUGGGGUGCAAUGGACGACAACAACGCAGUGAAGCUCUUUGUUGGGAAUCUGGAUUUGGAAACUACACAAGAUGACCUAAUAGCACUUUUUGCCCCUUAUGGAGAAGUGGUGCACAUAACUGUACUGAGGCAGUUUGCCUUUGUCCAUCUGCAGGGAGAAGGGGCUGCUGACCGUGCUAUCCGUGAUCUGAAUGGUCGAGAAUACCAUGGCCGGAGCCUUGUAGUUGAGGAAUCCAAAGGGAGGCCCCUCAAUUCCACCAAAGUAUUUGUGGGCAACCUGUGCGCUUCCUGUUCAGUUGAAGACCUGUAUGAGCUCUUCUCGGCUUACGGAAAAGUACUUGAUUGUGAUAAAGUAAAGACAAAGCCCUCCUCAUUAACAGGCUACGCCUUUGUGCACAUGGAGCGUAAAGAGGAUGCAGAACAAGCCAUUGAGGGUCUUCACGGAACCUCAUUCAUGGGGCGUCCACUUGCAGUGGAGCUCUCAAAGGUACAGCAGACUGCAAACAAGGUCCCAUGUGCCAGUUGCGGUGCACAUGGCCACUUUGCAGGAGAAUGCCCGAUCAACAGGCCUUCAAUGGAGCACCACCAGAGUCAGGCUGCUGUCUUGGCUGCAGCCGCCGCUGCUGCUGCCGGACUUCCCCUUCAGGUGCAGCAGAGUGUCCACAACUCUUUUUACAAUACUGCGAGCACUGACCCAACGUUUGCAGCUCUGAAAGACCUGACCACUUCCAGGGUUGAUGGCAAACCUGUCAGUGCUGCGGUCUACGGAGCCCUGGCGAGUCAAGUCUACAGUGCUGUAGCAGACCAGGUGCUGAGCAGGUCGACAAGCCAAGCUGCAGAUGGCUACCCCACUGAAGGAGAAGCACCGCCGGGGGCUGCAGCUGUUAACCCAGCCUAUGGAGCAAAUUCCUCUCUGUACAGUGCCAGUCCAGCUUAUGGGACCAUGGGAGGCACGGAGCCUGACCCCCAAGCCGUCUUUGAAGCUGCUCGGGCCCGAUUCUUUGAGCAGGGUCAACAAGUGCUGGCUGAACAGCAGGCGGUGACCAAAUCUGACCGAGACCGAAGUCCGGUACGACGUACGGCCCCAUUACUGCCCGAUCCAGUUCCCCAGCCGUACUCCCAGACACGACCCAAACGACGGGCCCUGCUCCCAACACCUCCUGGUGGUCCAGAACUACCUGCAGUUAAAAAUGGCGACCCAAUUGCAAGGUGCUAUGCAGAGUACUACCAACAGUACCAGCAGUACCAACAGUACCAACAAUACCAGCAGUACCAGCAAUAUCAGCAGUACCAGUACAGCUUUCCGCCACCACCUCCACCCGCUCAGAUGCCCAUGAUGCCACCGGGCCCAGUGGAUGUGCAACAGAUGUCGGCCCCAGGCACCACUGCUUCACCAAGAGUAAUGCCCCUCAGGCAGUCUUCAGUCUUUCAUUCCAAAGAAAUAUGCUAUAAUGGCUCCCGGGCCUCAGGACGCCAAGUUGAGCAUGACGGGGGAAGAGAAUUAGCGCCCCACAAUUCCUCGGACGUGCUCCCCAUUAAGGUAAAGCCAUUUGCCCCCAACCACGCCUGCACCUUGUUUAUACACUUCCCCAUCAUUCUAGCACAGCUGCUCAGAUCAGGCUAACAUCAGCUUAUACUGAAAAUAAGGUCAACACAAUGGGAAUGGCACUUGUUUUCUGCUGUGUGGUUGGAUCAGUGCCUAUUGAGGGGGAAUUUGUUUUUUAACAGCCUGAAGUAGUACAAAUAACUUUUCAUCUCCCCAAAAUGCUCAUGGUUUGGUAUUUAGACUAAAAAUAUUUUCUGCUUAGAUUAUUCAUAUUUAAACUGACUCUUUUUGCCCCAAAAGGUUUUAGUGCCUUUGAGGUUUGUUUUCUCGCAGUAUGCUUACAAAAUGAGUCGGAAAUUUCCAAGCAUUUUUUUCAAACAAUUGGAGGGAAGAAUGGCUGACAUUUGCCUUGGCUUGUUCUCUGGCGUUUAGUCUUUUUGAAGCACUUCCAGUUGGUGAGAUGAGGCACUCCAACUAUCCUUUGAGUACAUGAGAAGGGUGCAAUGGUCUUGUAGGUGAGUAACCAAUGCGUCCAGCUCACAUCCACCUCAGCUUUAUGUCAACUGCCACUAUUUCAGCCUCACAAGAUCAUAGAUCCCACUGCAACACUCUGAUUUAAGUUUUUACUUAAAAAAAAAAGGGUUAAUCUGUUUUCCUGCCAAAUUUAGACUUAUAACUGUUAUAGGGAUUUAUUUUUCCAUUCUCUCAGCGUAGGAAUUGAGCAUGCUUUUGUAUGUCCAUAAGCAAGAAGUAACAAAUGUUUUUUAGUUUAACCUAGGGACAGUCUGUUAUGAAUGUCAGAAAAAUGUGUUUGUUAAAGGUAAGCCUAUUCAGUCACUCCAAACAUUACUUAAAACACAUUCCUUUCUGUAAUUGGCAUUUUAAAAAACUAUGUUUGUUAAUUUGUCUAAUCUUCUAAAAGGUUUUAACCUCAAAUCUAAUUUAAAGGGGUCAUAUGAUGCUGCUAAAAAGACAUUCUUUUGUGUAUUUUGUGUAAUGCAACGUGUUUACCUUUAAGGUUAAAAAACCACAUUAUUUUCCAUAUAAUGCACAUUGUUUCUCCUCUA
Carassius auratus (goldfish) is the source of this 2991-nucleotide messenger RNA. RefSeq names its product RNA-binding protein 4-like. The transcript has 6 exons. Bases 353 to 2002 code for a protein of 549 amino acids. Lineage: Eukaryota; Metazoa; Chordata; Actinopteri; Cypriniformes; Cyprinidae. The record is from RefSeq and is a predicted model, not a curated record. Gene Ontology annotation, molecular function: mRNA binding; zinc ion binding. Gene Ontology annotation, cellular component: nucleus.